GUGGGGCGGUUUCUGCUGUUUUGCUGUCGAGUCACCUCUGUGUCAGGAUGGGGGAGAAGGAACCGCUAUAAUGCUGAAAAACCAAGGUUCCCGACGAGCGAGCGUCGUCAAGCAGGAUAAUUAGACACAAAGUCGCCGUUUAUCUUCAACCACUGCGUCGUUUCUCUAACACUUUUGCCAAAAUGAUGGAAGAAAUCGACAGGUUCCAAGUGCCUCCAGUCAACGGGGAGACACAGCCACUGGACCCAGAAGCUUCUUCCACCUCAGAGACAAACCCAGACACCAAGGGAGAGACUGUGGCCAUGAACUACAAACCCUCCCCACUGCAAGUCCAAAUAGAGAAACAGAGGGACCUUGCCAGGAAGGGAUCAGUGAAGAAUGGCACCGUGGGAAGUCCUGUCAAUCAGCAACCAAAGAAGAAUGCCAGGACAAGGUUGGUGGUGCCAAACAAAGGAUACUCUUCUCUCGACCAGAGCCCAGAUGAGAAACCCCUGGUGGCACUGGACACCGACAGUGACGAUGACUUUGACAUGUCCAGAUACUCCUCAUCAGGAUACUCCUCAGCCGAGGUGAGAUGUCUGAGGGACCAGCAGAUCAACCAGGACCUGAACAUCCAGCUCCUCAAGGACGGUUACCGGCUCGAUGAGAUCCCCGAUGAUGAGGACCUGGAUCUGAUCCCACCUAAAGCAGUUAACUCCACCUGCAUGUGCUGCCAGGCUGCUCCCUCCACAGCCUGUCAGAUCCAGUAGCGCCACCAUCAUGUCCCGCAAAAACUCUUCUGCCUGCCGCCAUCACUGAGGCUGACUACUGACCGGAGCGGCCGCAAGGAGGAAAAACUAUCAGCUCACAACGGCACAAAGGAAAAAAAAAAACUUUAUAAAUGCUAUAAAAAGUUUGAAAAAAAGAGUCAAUGUGUACAGUACCUGUGCACGUUCCUCCUAUGGUAGGAUCUGUGCAUCUUACUUCUGCGAUGUUGGUUCAGCGGGGACUUGACUGAUGGCAGAAACUUUACCUCUAAUGACAACGUGUCGCUCUUGUUUCUCCUCCGUUUGGCUUCCAUCUCAUGCGUGUGGAUAUUUCGGUUUGCAAGGACCAUAAAGGAUUUGGAAGGAACAGGAACAGCUCAAAUGGCAGCGGAUGACAGGAACUCUACCAAAUGCAUGUUAUGGUGACAAGGUCCCAUCAUUGGUAGUGAGCCUCCGAUGGGAAGAACUCUUCCUGCUCGAUGGUAAACUUUAACGGAUAAGAAGAGAUCGCAAAGUACAUUACUUUAAUUUACUCUCUAUUUUUUCCCCUGCACCUGCUUUCUGCCUGUACAUGUGUGUCUGACAUGACGACACGUAUGUGUGUCUGAUUAUGUCCUGGGCAGUCGUGCUAAACCAUAAUGUUACAAAUGCUCACAAUCACAUGCGCUCAGCUGCCAUACCGCAUAUUAUUUGAGGGUUAGGGUUUGCCAAUUCUAACAGAAGACAGGUUCGAACGACCCUUCCUUCACACCUACAGGUCAUUUGUGAUCACCUUUUAACCCAAACUGCAUGUUUUAGAAAAAUCUGGAAACCCCAUGACAGACUAGAGCUGUGCAGCUUCACUCUCUCAUCACUUGUCAUUCAUCUAUAAUCAUUUAAAUAUGAAUUAGAACCUUUCCUUAUUGACAUAAUGGGAAAUUAACAAGCAAUGUUACGUUGCCAAAAAUGUAUCCGUGCUGUUACUGAAUUGCAAAUGUCAUUGACAUUGCGAUUGUUAUGUCAACACCCCAUAGCACAGGGAGGGAGAACAUGCAAACUCUUCACUGCAAGGUCCUGAGUGAAGUGAGGUUAAAAACCCAGAACCUUCUCACCAGGUGGUGUCAUUCCUAACCACUGCACCACCGUGCUCCCCCACUCAAGGGUUGCAGUGCUUAAUCGUUUCACAUUCAGUUAAAAGAAACGGACAACAAAUAAUUUAGCAUGAUGCCUGUGAACACUAAUGUCUGUUGACCAACCUGUUUUUAUUUUUUGUUAUUGACCCCAAACACAUCAUUGUAUUAAUGAGAUACUGUGUGAGGUGCACUUUUAGAACAUUAAAUACGAGUCACAUUUAGGCUGACCCACUGCAGCGUCAGUAGAUGUAGUGCUUUAGGAACAAUAAUGGCAGGAACAGCUCAUGAGUUAGUGUGUGUGUUCUUGUGUUUACGUUAGCCCACACGUGAGAGGACGUUUUAAAUGAUCACAAACGCAAAUGCCACUGGUGAAUGUGGUCAGAAAAUAAGUCAGUGGACAAAACUCUUUGAAUAUGUGCAGAUUAGGGACGCGCGAUAUUAUCGGCAAAUAUGAUAUGACUAGUGACUAAAAGAGGAGGCCUAAUAGGCGGGAGAACAUCAAAAAGCCCAAUAUUGUGCUUCCCUAAUGCAGAUACAUUGAAAACUUCGGAGAAUGUUUACAAAGUGGUUCCAUUUUGCCAGGAUGGAAAUGAAAAAGGAUGUUUUAUUUUUUCAAGAAAUAUCAGUGGACUUCAGUGGUUUAAACCUUAAAUGUUCUGUUGGCAGUGUAUUUGUUUUGUAUGUUUGUACAGUCACGCUCACUCCACCAUCAAAAUUGGUCGGAUCCACACGUGGACAUGUAGCACCAUGAUGUUUAAAAGGGAGUAGUCUUUUGUUUAGCUACUGAAUGCAUUUUUUAAUGUUUACAUGAUUCAAAAGACAUAUCCACAGCUCUGCAGACAUCAGCAGACGUGAGUCAUGUGAGUCUGCUUGGUGAAAGAUUAGGCUGGGUUUCCCAAAAACACCGAAAUAAUUGCCGAUUUUACACAUUGUGGCUUCCAUCUCUUUAAAAUGACUUCAACUUGGAUCGGGUUGAAUUCAUCUUAUGGGAAGGAAAGAUAGCUUUUCAUGUAACGACACUUCUAAGCAUGUGUGCACUUUACUUCAUGGUUGUUUUUGUCACACUAAUGCUGUAACGUACACUGGGAGACAGAGACAGAGACAGAGUGUGGACAAAUGCUUUAACCCGACGGGCAGGCAGAGUCAUGCACAGCAAAGCACAGCAGUCCCGAUCAGGCAAGGGCAAGGCAAAAAUCCAAAACAAGGAAACAGAGCAAUGCACACAGGGAAUUUAAACCAGGGACAGGAACUUGGAACUGUGAGAGUCGUUACCCCAUGACAACGCUCUACAUGGUGUAUUUGUGCACACAAAGCGCGGUUAAAAAUGAAGUAAUACUAUGUGUACGACUGAUUUACUGUGAAACAAAUACGACGGAAGUGCUUAACGGUAAAUGUCGCCGUGUUUGUUUGGCGACGGCCAUCUUGGAAUCCCAGUCGAAAGUCUGUUCUGGCUACAAAUGUCGUGCGCCAAAAGGUCUGUAGCCAAAAGAAAACGGGAACAAAAACAGCGUCUUGACAAAUGUAGUGUUUAUAAGGGAUAUGAAAUACUGUGCGCGUCUACAAUGCAAACAAAGUCCUUGUGAUUCUUCUUUUCUUAGCGAGUGUUUUUGGGAAACCUGACUGUGUGUCACGUCCGAUCUGUAAGAAAAUGCGCGACACAACCGCCGCUUCGUCAGUGACGCUACAUCGGAUUUACAAAAGUACACAUUUGUUGCAAAUAAGGUGCCAUAAUGUGUAGAUAGUGUAUUACGUAGAAAUGCAACAAAUGGCACAGUAGGUCAUGUUUAAUGUCAACAAUGCAUCUGUUGAAAUGUGUGUUAGCCCAGACGCUGUGUACACUACAGCACCAUAUUAACAAUGAAAGACUGUAUAUCAAGACUGUGCUGCUUCUUUUUAGUUCUUUUUUUUUGAACAUGAACCUCACCCUGUCACAUUCACACAGAUAGGUUGUGCACUACUCCUGCCCAGUGUUGUGUCACGUGGGCCGUAGCUUCGCCAGAGUUUAGGAAACUAAAGUAACACUUUGUAACAAGCUAUUUAUUUCCAGUCGCGUGUGUUUUAAUUUAUUUUUCAUGUAUGGGAAAUACUUCAUAAAAAAACAGAUGCUUUUUAUUUGUCAGAUGUUUAUUACCAUGGAUUGUGUACUGGCUCCAUUUAGAUUUUAACUGUCGAAGUUCUGUGUAUAGUGCAACAUAUGGAAAAAAAAUAAAUAUUAGAUAUCUGAA
Molecule: messenger RNA, 4083 nt
Organism: Solea senegalensis (Senegalese sole)
Lineage: Eukaryota; Metazoa; Chordata; Actinopteri; Pleuronectiformes; Soleidae
Gene: fam219aa
Product: family with sequence similarity 219 member Aa
Exons: 6
Coding region: 183-749 (188 amino acids)
Source: RefSeq, a predicted model, not a curated record